AUGGGGAAGCGCAAAAGUUCGAGCAAACCUCAAGGCCCGAAAAAGAGAGAGGUUCUUCCCUCCAAGUUCACGUGCCUCUUCUGCAACCACGAAGACUCCGUCGCUGUAAAGCUGGAUAAGAAAGCGGGUGUUGACCUUUCGGCCGCCGUGGACGUUUAUGGAGAGUGGGUGGACGCUGCAGAUGCUGUUGCCAAGGAAGCAGGACCCGUCGGCGGAAGCAAUCACAAGACCUCGAGCGCUCGGCGCCCCCCCACGAGCCGGCCAGUAGACGAUGACGACGACGAUAGGAGAUACGGGGGUGAGGGUAUCGACAUGGAUGAUGAUGAAUACUAG
This is a messenger RNA of Colletotrichum lupini, 333 nucleotides long. RefSeq lists its product as uncharacterized. The transcript has 4 exons. Gene Ontology annotation, biological process: transcription elongation by RNA polymerase II. Gene Ontology annotation, cellular component: transcription elongation factor complex. Gene Ontology annotation, molecular function: RNA polymerase II complex binding. Lineage: Eukaryota; Fungi; Ascomycota; Sordariomycetes; Glomerellales; Glomerellaceae. The record is from RefSeq and is a predicted model, not a curated record. The coding region runs from base 1 to 333 and encodes 110 amino acids.